This is a messenger RNA of Vanessa tameamea, 1194 nucleotides long. RefSeq lists its product as uncharacterized. The record is from RefSeq and is a predicted model, not a curated record. Gene Ontology annotation, biological process: sensory perception of smell; detection of chemical stimulus involved in sensory perception of smell. NCBI's taxonomy places the organism in Eukaryota, Metazoa, Arthropoda, Insecta, Lepidoptera, Nymphalidae. Gene Ontology annotation, molecular function: olfactory receptor activity; odorant binding. Gene Ontology annotation, cellular component: plasma membrane. The transcript has 5 exons. The coding region runs from base 1 to 1194 and encodes 397 amino acids.
AUGGCUCGUUGGCCUCUUAAAUUUGAAGAGGUGUACAAAAUAUCCACACGAUAUAUGCGCCUGAAUAAUUCUCACCCAUUCAUAGCCGAUCGAAACAGGUUUUGGUUAAUAAAGAUUAUUUUUUUCCGUGUUAUCGCCUUAGUUUGCUUCAUAUUCCUUGUUAAUUCAAUCAUAAAUCACGAUGUAAAAGCCAAAAGAUAUACUGAAGCCAUUAAGAACGGCAUAAUGGCAAUAGUAGCAGUGACUGUGACCUUCAAACACGGUAUUCUUGUGCAGCGGUAUCGUUCAAUAAAGAAUCUCAUCAGCUCGAUCGAUAGAGAUUACAAAUUAGCAGAAGAUUUAUCGGAUGAUGAAAAAAAUAUUGUUUUAUAUUACGUAGAGAAGGGAGUCCAAAUCUGUCGGUUUUGGCUCGUCGCAGCUGGUCUUACCAGUUUAAUGUUCCCAUUGAAGGCGCUCGCGCUGAUGGCAUACCAUUGCUUGAAAGACGAAUGCGUAUUGAUCCCGAUGUUUGACUUUACAUACCCGAAGGGUAUCAACGAGUACAAAGACGUAUUGUCCGUUUAUUGUGCUACGUUCCUUUUGUGCUUCUCGUUCGACAUAUAUUCUAUGUCUGUUUACAUAGGCUUCGAUCCUCUGGUGCCUAUCUUUAUGUUACACACUUGUGGACAACUGCACUUAAUAAGUAGAAAUCUAUCCAAGGCACUCAGUGAAGCAUCGACCACUCAAGAAAAGAAGGAAAAAUUAAAACGCAUUAAUCUUAAGCUCGUUGAAAUAUACAGAUUUGUAAAAAAUGUGCAAAAGAUCUUCGUCAUACUCUACGAAUUUAAUAUGAAAACUACAACUUUUCUCAUACCGUUCUCUGCUUUUCAAAUAGUUGAGUCGCUACGUCAUAAAGAAAUUACAUUAGAGUUUAUUUCCUUCUUCUUUGGCGCAAUAUUACACUUCUAUAUCCCUUGCUACUACAGCAAUCUCCUCAUGGUAAAGAGCGAGUCUCUGCGUCAAGCUAUAUAUACCUGCGGUUGGGAAAUGGAGUCUGAUAUACAAAUUCGCAAGACAAUAUUGCUGAUGCUUACAAGAACUUCAGCGCCACUGGUCAUGAAAACUGUUUUCUACCCCAUAUGCUUGGACACGUUUGCGGAGAUGGCCCGUCAGGCUUACGGCAUCUACAAUAUUAUGAAUGCAGCAUGGGGAUAG